AGACGCAGCCAUCCAUGGACAUACAGUCUCCAUGGAUGCAGCGCUGGCAUAAAAGGAAAUAUGUAUAAUUAUUAUUUUUUGAAUGUAAAAUAAGGAUUCUGAAAAUUAUUAAACUUGUUUACUGAGUUUAACAGAGUUAAUAUAUAUUAAUUAUUAUAAAAAGAUUUUAUUAUGUUAAAUUGAAAUCUUUCAAUGACAAUUGAAGUACAUAAAUGAAAUUUAGAAAGAGAUUGUUAUGUAUAUAAUUAUCUUUUGGAUUACUUGAACUUCGAUUUUUUGAAAGUAUAUGAUACAAAUAACAAUAGCAUUAACAUUAUGAUUGAACUAUUAUCAAUACCAUUGAAGAAGCCUACUGAUGUAGAUGUGAUUAAACCUUUACAAAACGUCAUUCAAUCAACUUUAUCUGUAUCGUCCAAAGACAUAGAUUAUUUCGAUAAUAUUACAGAAUUUAGUAAAUUGCGAAAAAAUGCGUUAUGGAGGGCAUUUGAAAAAUACGAAAGCUCCUUGGAUAUAAUUUACAGAUAUUAUGAUCAAAUCUGCAGUUUAGAGGGAAAACUUCCGAUAAAUGAACUUCAAAUUCCAUUUAAAUGGAAAGAUGCAUUCGACCGAACAAUUUUUGGUGGUAAACUUAGUUUAAUUUUAAUUUUUGCAGCUAUAACCACUUUAGCAUAUGAAAAGAUUUGUGUUCUCUUCAAUAUAGCAGCUUUACAAAGUUGUGUUGCAUCUUCUCAAUCUUUUGAAAAUGACGAUGGAUUGAAGUUAGCUGCAAAAUUAUUUCAGCUAGCCGCUGGAAUUUUUAGUUAUUUGAAGAGUAAUAUUAUGCUAAUUAUUCAGCAAGAACCCACACCAGAUAUGAGUCCUGAAACACUUGAAGCUCUCUCUCUUUUGAUGUUGGCACAAGCUCAAGAAAUAUUUACACACAAAGCAAUAUUUGAUAAAAUGAAAGAUUCAGUUAUUGCGAAAUUAGCUGCACAAACAGAAGAUCUCUAUAGUGAAUGUUCGAAAAUAUUUCAAAAAGAAAUUUUUAGAGCUUUCUGGGAUAAAGAUUGGGUUCCAAUGAUAAUGGGCAAGGAAUACGGAUACCGUGGAUUAUCUGAGUACUACCAGUCAUCAGUUUGUAGAAACGUAAAAGCUAUUGGAGAAGAAAUUUGCAGACUAGAUUUUGCAACAGAAAUGUUCAAAGCAGCCAUGACAAAGUCAAUUAGAUUGGAAUUUUUCAUGGAUUAUUAUAAUAGAGCUGACAGACGGCUGACAGAGGUGAAAAAAGACAACGACUUUAUUUAUCACGAAAGGAUUCCAGAUAUUGCGAGUUUACCUUCAAUUAAUAAGGCAAAUGUAGCCAAAUUAUCGCCAAUUCCACCUCAAUUGAGUUCUGACUUCCAAGAUCUCUUUAUUGAUUUAUUACCGAUAGCGGUUCAUCGUGCCAUGUCGAAGUUCGAAGUUCAGAAGAAUGAAUUAAUUAGUAUAGAGAUAGCUAAAAUACGUAAUGCAAGACAAUUAUUGAAUGGAGCACUUGCAAGCAUGAAUUUACCAGCGGCAAUUGAAGACAUUAAUGGGACUGAGAUACCUCAGUCAUUAAUUGAUAAAGCUGGAUAUAUUAGAGAUGCAGGUGGAAUUAAAGCAUUGGAAAAUAUUAUGAAUGAGCUUCCGGAGCUAUUACAGAGAAAUAAAGAUAUUCUAGAUGAGACUGAAAAAAUGUUAGAUGAUGAACUCAAUUCGGAUAACCAUCUUCGUUCACAAUUUAAAGAACGAUGGACUAGACUUCCUAGUAUACGGUUGACUGAACAAUUUAGAUCUAAUAUUCAGAAAUACCGAGGUAUAAUUAAUAAUGCUAUUACAGCAGAUAAGAUAGUACGUGAUAAAUUUGAAACUCAUCGUGAUGCAGUGAACAUUCUGAGUAUGGAUUCUAAUCAUUUAGCUAAUUUCAUCCCCACUGGUUCAGCUAUUCACGAAAGUAAUAUUGUAAGAGAGUUACGGCAGUUUAUGUUAGAGGUAGAUAUUUUAAAAACAGACCAAGAUAAAAUCGAAUUUGAUUUACAAUCAGAGACAAUUGAUUUACGAAAUGAAUUUGUAUCUGCAUGUGAACGAGGUAAUAUUCCUAAUGAAGAGGAAAUAAAAUUGAAAUACAUUAAUACACAUUAUGGGCCGAUCAAAAAACGUAUAGAUGAAUGUUCUCAGCGCCUAGAUCGGUUAUUGGAAGCCAUUCAUAUAACACAUGAAAAGUUUACGAAGGAACAAUCAUCAUGUGGGAGUUCUCGAGAGCAAAUGCUUUGUAAAUUAGCUGCUGCAUAUGAUGUAUUCAAGGAUUUGAAAAAUAAUUUGCAAGAAGGCGUAAAAUUUUACAAUGAUUUAACACAGCUUCUAGUAAUGUUUCAAAAUAAAAUAUCAGAUUUUUGUUUUGCUCGUAAAACAGAAAAAGAAGAACUAUUCAAAGAUAUAACAACACAUUUAAGCCAACAUGGUCAUGUACAAGCUUCUGAACUAUCGUAUCACUCAGGAUCAUUAUUGGUACCAUCAGAAUCGAAUCCUACAUCAUAUUUACCGUAUCCUGCAAAAGAUGAAGGAAGUAUGCCGAAUCCAUACAGUGCUGUGACUCUGGCACCUUAUCCGAAUUUUUUGCCGCCUCCUCUUCCGGCAACAUUUAAUCCAUAUACUACAUUACCCUACUCUUUUCCUGAUGAAAUUCGACCAUUACAUGCACAUCAACCAUCUAUAGAACCUUACACGAGUAUUUCUAGCUUUAAAGAUGGGUCACAUAGAAAGCCUUCAUAAAAGCUCUAAUCUUUUCGGAACAGCAGAAAUAAUGUAAAAACCAAUAAUUAUAAUAAAACAAUAAUGAAGAAAAUAAUUUAUUAAGUAUAUAUAUAUAUAUAUAGUAUUUUUACAACCUUGUAUAUUAGUACUGAGGUUGCAUAA
Molecule: messenger RNA, 2916 nt
Organism: Phymastichus coffea
Lineage: Eukaryota; Metazoa; Arthropoda; Insecta; Hymenoptera; Eulophidae
Gene: ALiX
Product: apoptosis-linked gene 2-interacting protein X 1
Exons: 16
Coding region: 316-2772 (818 amino acids)
Biological process (GO): mitotic cytokinesis
Cellular component (GO): endosome
Molecular function (GO): protein binding
Source: RefSeq, a predicted model, not a curated record